GCCGAGUGCUCACGGAAAUGGCCGAGUGAGCCCGAAGGCGCAUCGCUCCGCCCAGCGAAGGCGCCCCCUGCCUGUUCCGUGUCACUUUCUACCUGCCCGGUGCCAUCGUGUGCCUGUUCCGUGUCACCUUCUACCUGCCCAGUGCCACCGCCUGCCUGCUUCUUGCCAUCUCCUGACUGCCCUGUGCCACCCUCUCCCUGCCCCAUGCCACCCAGUCGCUGCCCUACUGCCCCAGCAGCUCCACCCCGUUGUGGCCCCCCAGUACCUGUCCAGGAAGUGUCCCCCUGCAGAACAGGGACCGGUGGGGGCAAUCACCCUGUGCCCUGGCACAUGGCACAGCCGCCAUGCCAGCAAGCGAUGGGCAUCCUGCCCACCAUGGGGCGAGCACCCUGUGCUCUCCUUAGGGACAUCUGCAGGCUGCGAGGGGCUGCAGGUUUGCCGGCCAGCAUUCCCCACACCCUUCCUCCAUCAGCCCAGGCAGCAUCAGCCCCGCAGUGGCCUCCCAGCAGCCCUCUCCUGCUCAGGACAGCUGUGUUAUUAAUUAGUGUGCUUACCGGCCUGGCUGCCACAUAAUUAGUGUAUUCAGGCAGCAUGUUUCCCCUCCACCCCCACCCCGAGCCAACUCUCCUACCUGUCCAUGCCAGGUUCAUCCCUUGUCUCUCCUCACCCAUGCAGUCCUGUGCUCCAGAGCCAAAAUCCCGGGUGGCUCCAGCUCCUGUGUCCACUCCCACCCGACCCCGUGGGAUGUGGGGUGGCGAGUCCUAACGAAUGUACUUUAUUACCUCAGCCUCGUAGGGACUGAAGUUCAGCUGGAAAACAGCUGGAAGCACUUGCCUCUGGAUGAGUUUCGGAGCCCGCCGUCUGCAGCGAGGUCUCUCCCUCCCUCCUGGCGGGAGGUGGAAAAAGGGUCCUGGUUCCUGCGGUUUUGUCCUCGGCCCCUCAGGACCCCCGUUCCUGGAGCCCGGCAGGGCUGGCAAAGGCUUGGCUCAGCUCUCUCCUGUGUCGAAACCAGCUCCUGGAUCUUCUGCUUGCAAAGAAAAAAAUCUCACAACCUUUUAAAGCCUCGGAGAAGCAGGAGGUGCAUUGGAAAACGGGUGAUCCUUGGAUUUGUUAUUUUUGACAAUCUCAUCACUUUGGGCCUGACUCACGGCUUUUGAAUGUUGGGGACGGGCAGCAGAAGGGAAGAGUAGAUUUGCUCAGCACAGGCAGCAAGGACAGGCAGGACGGUCAGGCAACGGAGGGGGUUGCUGUCCUGUUUCCAGCCCCCUCUCCAUCGUCACUGGGGUUCGCGGCUGCCCCGGGACCCGGUACGGCAGGCGGGCUGGCCGGCCCCCAGCCCCUCCAGCCCCCAGCAUGGCGCAGGAGGCGGCCCCCGUCCUGCUGGUUGUCCUCACCAGGCUGGUGUCAUCCACGUGGCAUGAAGGGUCUGGCUAUUACACAGCCGAAAGCCAUGCCAAUGAAGUGUACGUGGAAGAAGGCCCUCCCGAUCCUGCCCUGGACUAUCGCCGAGUGCCCCAGUGGUGUGCCACGCUCAACAUCCACCGCGGAGAGGCCACCUGCUACUCACCCCGGGGGGGCUCCUACCGCAGCAGUCUGGGGACGCGCUGCGAGCUGAGCUGCACCCGCGGGUACCGGCUGGUGGGUCCCAGCACUGUCCAGUGCCUGCCCAGCCGCCACUGGUCCGGGAUGGCGUACUGCCGACAAAUACGGUGCCACGUGCUGCCUGCAGUGCUGCGGGGCACCUACGUGUGCUCGGCCGGCGUGCAGAUGGAUUCCCGCUGUGACUACACCUGCCUGCCUGGCUACCAGCUGGAGGGUGACCGGAGCCGCAUCUGCAUGGAGGACGGGCGGUGGAGUGGGAGCGAGCCAAUCUGUGUAGAUUUGGAGCCUCCCAAGAUCCGCUGCCCGGAGUCCCGGGAGCGGAUAGCUGAGCCUGGCAAGCUGACCGCCACCGUCUACUGGGACGCCCCCCGCGUCAAGGACUCUGCCGAUGGCAUCAUCAAGAGGGUGAUGCUGCGGGGCCCAGAGCCCGGCUCCGAAUUGCCCGAAGGAGAGCAUGUGAUCCGCUACACUGCCUACGACCAGGCGUACAACCGAGCCAGCUGCAAGUUCAGCGUCCGUGUCCAAGUGAGGCGCUGCCCCGUCCUGAAGCCUCCACAGAACGGCUACAUCUCCUGCACCUCCGACGGCAACAACUACGGUGCAACCUGCGAGUACCUGUGCGAUGGGGGCUACGAGCGCCAGGGCACCUCCCUGCGCGUCUGCCAGUCCACCCAGCAGUGGACGGGCUCCCAGCCCCUCUGUGCACCCAUGCAGAUCAACACAGCUGUGAACUCAGCCGCCAGCUUGCUGGACCAGUUCAACGAGAAACGCCGCCUCCUCGUCAUCUCAGCUCCCGACGCCUCUAACCGCUACUACAAGAUGCAGAUCUCCAUGUUGCAGCAAGCUGCCUGUGGGCUGGACUUACGUCACGUCACCACCGUGGAGCUGGUGGGGCAGCCCCCGCAUGAGGUGGGACGCAUCCGAGAGCACCAGCUGUCUCUCAGCAUCAUCGAGGAACUCAGGCAGUUCCUGCACCUUACCCGCUCCCACUUCAACGCGGUGCUGCUGGACAAGGCGGGCAUCGAUCGUGAGCGCUACAUCUCCCCCGUCAGCCCUGACGAGCUCUUCGUCUUCAUCGACACCUACCUGCUGAGUGAGCGGGAGGCAGAACGGCAGGCGAAGAGCGGGGACCCCUGCGAGUGAGGCAGCGCCAGGGAGAACCCCCCCUCCACCGCCACCAGCCUCGGGGGACAGACACCUUCCUUUCUGCUUAUCUAGUCGCCCACUGUAGAGGAAGACCAGGGUGCUGAGGACCUCCAGGGGAAGGGGAACCCCUCUCCAGCUGCUCUGGCACAGAAAUGUGAACAGGGACAGGGACCAGGUGCCAGCAACAUCCCCACUGCCCAGCAGCCAGGAGCAGCCUCCAGCUGUUGCGUGGGAUGGCUCAAGCCCAGCUGGUACCAUGGCAGGAGAUGUCAGAGCCCCUGUGCUCAAACCCCAGAGCAGGGGGAGAGAAGAGACCCCAAUACUGGGCUGCCAGAGCAGGGGAGAGCAGGCAGGACAGGCAGAGAACAGCACAACAGCCUCUCAUGCAGUAGCUUCACCCUCCCUGUGACCAUCCACACCCUGUGCACAACCUGAACUUGAUCCCCGUGACCUGGGGUCAGCUCUGCCGGGCCAGCACUGCUGCCAGGGUCCUGCUGGAGCUGCCAGGAAACCUUUACUAAAAGCGAAUUGCCCCACGCUUAGCAAAGUCAGUAGCAUCCAUCCUCCCCACCCCUUGCUUCCCCUUCCACCAGCCACAGGGCAACCCUUCCUGGGAACUAUUUUGACAGUAGAAUAACUUGAAAUAAAUAAAUUUGUACAGAAGUCAUCACA
This is a messenger RNA of Columba livia (rock pigeon), 3420 nucleotides long. RefSeq names its product sushi repeat containing protein X-linked 2 (gene SRPX2). Gene Ontology annotation, biological process: positive regulation of cell migration involved in sprouting angiogenesis; positive regulation of synapse assembly; cell-cell adhesion. The record is from RefSeq and is a predicted model, not a curated record. The coding region runs from base 1354 to 2745 and encodes 463 amino acids. The transcript is spliced from 10 exons. Lineage: Eukaryota; Metazoa; Chordata; Aves; Columbiformes; Columbidae. Gene Ontology annotation, molecular function: signaling receptor binding.